Messenger RNA from Camelina sativa (false flax), 2311 nucleotides. Lineage: Eukaryota; Viridiplantae; Streptophyta; Magnoliopsida; Brassicales; Brassicaceae. The record is from RefSeq and is a predicted model, not a curated record.
UUUAUCUGCAACGACGAUGGCAAUGGCGAUCAGAUUUAGGGUUUGAGAUGAUUUGGUUCAGUGUUCUUGAGAGUCGGAGGGAUGGCCUUUCGUGUGCUCUGGUUGAGUUUGGAGAUUGGGGAUGGAUCGAAAAUCCGUCCCUGAUUCGGUCUGGGUUCGCUCGGGCUUUGCGGGAUUCUAUUUCUCGAAAAGAAGGUUUGUUUGGGUCGGAUCAUCGAUGGCUGAUUUCGGUUGAUUUGAUGACUGAUAUUAUUUGGUUAGAAAGGAGUCUGAUUGAGUGGAGUCUGGUUGUACUAUCAUCAUGUCGAGAUUUCCAUAUCUUCCCGUUUGUGAUUUCGAUCGAGUGUAUCAAGGUGAGGAUCUCGUGGUAUGGCAUUUAUGGCAUUUGCUUAUGUUUCUUUCCAUGGUUCUUUGGAUUGAGAUUAUUUCAAGAUAUGGUAUUGGUGUUUCUGGGAUUUCGUUUGGUUGGUUAUGGAAUGUUGGAGUCUGGCAGAUUUUGUGUAUCUCUGUACGUUUGGUGGUUGGUACCAGAGGUAUUUAUCCGAUGGAUUGGAUUGUCUCUGCAAUCACAGUUUCAACGUAUCACUUAUAUUUUCUUUCGAGAGUUGUUUGUUUUCCAGAGAGGUGUGGGGUUUGAUUUUGUGUGUUCCUCUCGUCUGUUGGUUUUUCGGCUGCUUCAUUGGUGGUUAACUAUGGCUCAGAUCUCGCUUAACAAAGGCAAAGCACCGUUGGUUCGCACUGAAACAGUGAAGAUUGCUAAUUCAGUUCUCGCUCAGCGGAUACAACAAUUCUCGUUGAUUCUUAUUGGGCGGUUGAUAAAUCCAAGUGUUCAACGGAUGGAGUUCUUGGUGGCUAAUUUGCCUAAGAUCUCGAAGAUGGAAGAUAAGGUGGUGGGAGCAGAUUUGGGGCAAGGUCUCUUUCAAUUUAACUUUGACGUAGAGGAGGAUCUUCAGUCGGUUUUGAUGAAUGUAUCAUUUUGAUGGGUGGAUGGUUUCUUUGGUGAAAUGGGAGCCUAUUAUCUCAUCCACUUAUCCUUCUGCAAUCAACUUCUGGAUGAAGGUAAUUGGUAUCCCCAUGCAUCUUUGGGAAGUUGCAACCUUAAGAUUUAUAGGUAAGAAGGUGGGUAUACUUAGAGAAAUUGAUGAAGAGUCUAUGUGUGACUGUUAAUGAAUUUAAUCCUCUUUUUCUCAAACUGGUAGUUCCUUUUGAUACUGGGGAUGAGGUUAUUGUUUCUCUUGAGUAUGAGAAGCUGGUGGGAUAUUGUGAGCAUUCCCAUCGACUCACACAUGAUGAGAGGGGGGUGUCCAGAGUUGCAUAAGGGGGUUGGUGAGCAGGUUGCGGAGCAUCAAGCGGAUAAGAGGGGUGCCCAGCGACAGCAUUUACAGGUUAAACAAGGGGGUUACAAAAAUGAAGGUGGUUGGGAGAAACCAAGAAAGUAUGUUAAGAGGGCUCUGGAUUUCAGGGUCAGGAUUCUAUUGUCUGUGAUGUGGAGCCUUAUGGUUCUCGAUAUCAAGAGAGGUCUCAUGGUUCGGUUUGGGGUCAGAAGAAGCAGCUCACAACAGUCGAGUCUAGUGGUUCUGGUGGUCAGCGAGGUUCGCAUAUGCUAGGUAGUGACUCCUUGGGGCAGGUUUCCUCAUUUACUCUUAACCGAAAGGGAAUGGGUCCGGUGUGGCCUAAACCUUUGUAUAAGGCUUAACAAGGUGUCGUUGAGAAGCAGUUGCUGGAGGAAGAGUGCGAUGACCGUAGGGCUUCAGCUUCUCAGGUGGUUUCGGUUGGUGAGGGUGAUACUCAUAAUGGGCUUGCCAAAGAGUUUGUUGACACAAAAUUUAUGGAGGAGACCGAUGACUUGUUGGAGAAUGGAGAGUAUCUCGAAGGCGGCAAUUUGGUACUAGGUGAAACUGGGUCAGGAAAGGAGGAUGUGCCUAUUUCCAAUUAGGGGAAUGAUCUCCAGAUUGACAUGGAUGGUAUUCCGCAAGGUGCGGGGAAAAAAUAGAAGGGACUCUGGAGACAGGACAAUAAUACUUUGCGUGGUAAACCAGUGGAUGGUGGUCGUCAAGUCAAGAAAGGGACGGUGGCUCUCCCGAAACCACCGGUGGAGACGUGAAGAUCCUGAGUUGGAAUUGUCAGGGCAUAGGGGCUGACCUGACAGAGAAUUAUUUUGGGUGAUUUGUGGAGUAAACAUGGACCAGACAUUUUAUUUUUAUCAGAAACCAAAAAAUGUUUUUCUUAUUUACAAAAAUUUCAGAAUAAGUUUGGUUAUAAUAAAUUGUAUACCGUUGAACCCCGCGGGUCUACUGGUGGUUUAGCCUUA